AUGAGCAAUUUAGAGCAGCAGUGUAACAAUCUGCUGGCGCAGGCCCAGACUAUGCUUCUUCGUGAUAGGUGGAGCAACGCCUAUAGUGCGUUUGUUGAAGCCUUUACGCUUGCAGAUGCUCACUAUAGAGAGGCUCCCUUAUAUAGGAAGAUAGGCACAGCCGUUUGCUAUCGGGUCUUCAAAGCGUACCUUUAUGGGGCAAUGGGGUUGGUUAAGCUGCGAGAAGGCGCGUUUCAGGAGGCAAUUGAACAGUUUACUAAGGGUGUAGCUCUUUGUCCGCACGAUUCCCUGCUUCAGCGGGCUGUUUUGGCUAAUCUGCAGCUCGGCUUUAUUUCUGAAGCACACAGGUACCUGCGUAUGCUGCACCAUCCACCAAUAACCAAUGACAAUCUUAUCUUUUCACUCAGCUAUGAAAUUCAUGUGCCAUCUUCUGAAAUCUACUCUCUGGAAGCACUACUGUAUAUGCAUCUCCGUGAUAUUGAUCGAGCCAUCUCCUCCUGUUUGACAGGCAUGAGCAUCUUGGCAGAAGAGGUUAGAACUUCCUCCUUGGGUGCCGCGCAUCAUUCCCUCAGCAAUCUCAGUGCAGAAAACCCUAGAGCACACACCAUAAAGAAUAACGACUCUCCACAGCAAACGGCCUUCCAGAAGCGUUUGUGCAUGCAUUGCUUGUCUCUCUGUGAGACGAUGAGGAUGGCAGCUGAAAUGGGUCUUGGCGUUCCAUACCUAGUCAGUGGGUCUUUAGAGCUGGUCCUCGAGUCCCUUUUCCCAACCCUUCCAAAUGGCGUUGUGGAGGGGAAUAGAAUACUAGAUUUUAGUUUACUGUCGAACCUUGCCUUUAUGACGCUUUUAGAUAACGAUGGAGACCCCACGCUUCCAGGCCGCGGUGUCACUCUUCCUGAAAUGUUGGUGACCAUAUUUUCAAUGAGCUUUAAGUGCACAAGCGAUGUACUCGCCAUUCCACUCAAGAUAACACCGUUUCUAUCCUUGAAUGUAUUCACUGACACCAUACAGACAGAGCUAGCCUCAUACUCGGAAGCUUACAGGAAGGCGAUCAUUGAUCACGGUGUUGCAUUGCUAGAUAGACGCUACUUGAUUAUACAGCCUGCAGCGCUGUCAAAAUAUGUUGAGAAGACCUAUGGACUAGUGCAUUCUUCCGUAACACCAGUGACUAAUGGCCAAGAACAUGCUUCCAGUAGGGGCAUCCAGAACAGCACUCAUAGCAUUUCUUCUAGAAGAAUAGUAAGCACUGGGGUUGAGCGAUGUCCAACCAUGGCUCCAGCUCCCAAGAUAGUCGCAAAAGUAGCCGCAAAUACUAAGUACCGCAGAGUUAUACACGUUCCAGUGACAAGAGAUCCAUUAAAGACAACCACUAAGCACCGGGGAAUCUCCUCUGAAAACCACAUAGGCAGCAAGCCUCUACAAUCUACUAAAUCAACAACCUAUAGCUCUAAACAUAACAAGCAGACCAUUGGACGGAAAGGCACAAGCAUAAGGCAGGUUAUGGAUAGAUUUGAAGGCGGACUCGCUGACCUAGACUCACACGCCGUGUUGCCCAUAGUUACUAGGAGCACCAAAGAGCACAGAGAGGAGUUAUCGUUCCUUCCCCACUCUGAUGCCAAGAUUGCCAGCAACAUUAAGGAGAUUGACAAUGCCACACAGGUUACACUAGAGAAGAUCAGCACAAUGGAUGGAGCUAUGCAGAUUUCACCAAAAGUAUACAAUCUUUAUACAAAUAAUAUAUCUACCUGCCAUGAGUGUUCAUACAGCACGCCAACCUUUGCAACUCGGAGGCUCCGAGAUGAGGAGGAUAGAGAGGGUGUCAUAAACUUGCACAACCAAGUUAGGGCCACAAAUGCCUUCCGAGACAUUAGCCUGGGGGGAAUGUACAAGAGCCAGCUUGAGAAGAGCAUGACUGGAACGUUGAGGGAACGCAUGUUUAUUGAAUUGACUCUAGAGAAGCUAGAGAAGGAUGGACUUGAAGACUUUUCCUUCUUGAAGACAGAGAAUCUUCACUUAAUCAAUAGAACCAUACUUUUUGACGGUAGCAUAGCCGCAAGCAACCCAGUAACAUCCAAAAGGAGGAUGGACGCCUCGACCGUUAAAGACUCUCUGACUUCUUCAUUACUUCACUCCUCACAUGAACCUCCGCCUCAGUCGGAAAAAGACACCUAUCAAGCCUCUCACAAUCGUACCACCCUCUCAACUGUAUCCACUCAUUCACAGAGAGAACGACUGCAUACUAAGGCAGUCACCGAGUCCACUCUUCAGAACAAUGAGCUUGCGAGUGCGGGUAGCUACACUGACGAGCCGUCAUCAGCAGAACUAUUUACUCAGUGCCCAUCUAUAACUAACUGUUCAGUCACCGAGUCCAAUUAUGUAACAGCACCAGAAGCCACCCAGGCACAGGUAUCUGUUCUAGACAGGAAACAAGUUCCUUUUCGAUCCAUUUCAAAGAACCAUAUCAAGAAGCUUGUAGCCAAGAGCAGUAAGAAGGCCAGUAUCUCUCGUAAUGCGGCAUAUCAGCAACUGAAGGAGGAAAAUCGUCUUGGGAUAGUAGCAGAUGAUAUAGAAAAUAGGAGCUCGGACGAUCUCGAUGCAGAAGAGUUAAUCAAGAAAAGAUCCAAAUUAUAUAUGCUUACCAAUAGCAGCAGCACCAGCCCCAGUCCUGAACUGAUCCUAGCGGCAAAUGAACUUAGUAAUAGAGAUUGCCUCCAAAUUGUAACCACUCCCAUUGUUCACAGCGAAACGGCAGCUCUUGCUGAAAGCAUAUUAUCUAAGAAGGCAAUGCUCAUAGAGUCUCUCCAACCCAACAACCUACUCGAUAACGCACCAGAAGUUCUCAUGGCUCCACGCGGCGAAGAUGCUAUUGGCACCGAUGGAAAUAUUACCACCUUACUUCGUCCGGUGAGCUAUUCUAGUUCAGAAGAUGAUUUUCUUCUGCCCUUGCCACAGCAGACUCAUCCUCCCAUCGAUACACAGCUACCCUUACGGUGUGCUAACAAUAAUGUUUGCGGUCACAGAGCUGGAGUCGGUCGCCCUGCUAUGUCAGUAGCGGUGCCGCAGCCGCCGGAAAGCUUCGGCUAUCUUAUAGACACGCUUCACAUUCGAGAUAUUUCAGAACCUACUGUUCCAGACCCAUGCAUGGCUACAAGCACCGGAGCUUCAACACUCAUCAGCACAACUCGUUUGCCAUAUUCUGACAAUCUUUUGUUAAAGGUAGAGUUGGAUCAAUCCACCAGAGAGUUCAAUCUAGCUACUGUAAAGGAUUCUGAUGACGCUUCUCUUCCAACAUACAAGGGAAUAAUGCAUGUGUCAGUUCGUCUUGGCACUGCCUCAAAGGCUUCGAGUGGCCAUCUCUCUAAAGCGAUCCUGGCGACUUCUAAGAAUGCCACCAGCUACAAUCUGGCUUUAGUAGACGAUGAAUGUUUGACUAUAGAGGAGAAACACCAGUCUCCAGAUCACUUGGGCACGACCAGGACAUUAGAUGGCGAGUCCUCUGAUGUCACAAACUCACCAUUAUCUGCACAUAGUUCUUCUGCUAAUAACGCAACAGCUAAAGGUUUAACAUUACCUUCCAAUUCGACUGGUGUAACUGUUACCUGCUCUAAAGGGAACAUAGAUAACAUGGAAUAUAACACAGAAUAUGACACUCUUAGCUCAACCACAAAAAGGUUUAGCGUUCCAUUAAGUAGUCUACGGACGAACAUCUUUUCAGACAUAUCUGAUACCCUUGGCCAAUCCGAUAGAGGCACUAAUGAGAUUACCUCUUCCAUACCUGUGUCAAAGACGUUUACUACUACAACGCACAACAUGGCGCACCACCCUGACAUAAUGCCAACUUCUGUUUACCUGGAACACAAGACCCAGAGUGUCCCCAAGAUGGCAAGAGCCAAGCGGAGGACAGUACCGCUGGAUGCUGUACUCAAUAAAAACACCACUGAUAUAAUAGGAGUCAGUAUAAAGAGGGUAGGACCAUUUAGUAUAUCAAGCAUGCGACCUAGCGAAAUCCAGAGAAGUAGUGGAGGAUACAAUACGGCACUAAGAAAAGAGACAAGUUUGACUUGCUUAUAA
Molecule: messenger RNA, 4071 nt
Organism: Giardia duodenalis
Lineage: Eukaryota; Fornicata; Diplomonadida; Hexamitidae
Exons: 1
Coding region: 1-4071 (1356 amino acids)
Molecular function (GO): protein binding
Source: RefSeq, a predicted model, not a curated record